AGCAAACGCCCACACGCCGAGUGCGCAGCGGCUUCUGCAACUUCAGAUGGUGGGAUACUUGCGACGAGCAUCCAAGGGCCGGUCGGCAGCGCAUUUACAGGUGGUGUCUUCCAAUGUGUCGUUCACCUGCCUGAACGCUUCCCAGAGCAACCUCCGAUGGUGAAGAUGCGCACGAAAAUCUACCAUCCCAACAUCGAUGGUCAGACUGGCAGUGUGCUGCUUGCGAACUGGUCGCCUUCGGUGCUGGUCGAAAAAUCGAUCGCGCAGGUGGUGGCAGAGCUGCUCGCCAACCCCAUGCUCGGACAGACUAGUCCCAGCGAGGCGUUGAAUCCGAAGACGGCAAAGACGUUCCUGCGGGACCCUCGCAAAUUCAAACAGACAGCAGCGGAGUGGGUGCGGUUGUAUGCA
Molecule: messenger RNA, 408 nt
Organism: Emiliania huxleyi CCMP1516
Lineage: Eukaryota; Haptophyta; Isochrysidales; Noelaerhabdaceae
Exons: 1
Biological process (GO): protein polyubiquitination
Cellular component (GO): nucleus
Molecular function (GO): ubiquitin conjugating enzyme activity
Source: RefSeq, a predicted model, not a curated record